This is a messenger RNA of Melitaea cinxia (Glanville fritillary), 2380 nucleotides long. RefSeq names its product mitochondrial proton/calcium exchanger protein (gene Letm1). Gene Ontology annotation, molecular function: ribosome binding. Gene Ontology annotation, cellular component: mitochondrial inner membrane. The transcript is spliced from 7 exons. The record is from RefSeq and is a predicted model, not a curated record. Gene Ontology annotation, biological process: intracellular monoatomic cation homeostasis. The coding region runs from base 110 to 2380 and encodes 756 amino acids. NCBI's taxonomy places the organism in Eukaryota, Metazoa, Arthropoda, Insecta, Lepidoptera, Nymphalidae.
UUCCACAGAGUAUAAAUAAAAUAUUCCUCUAGAUUGUCAUGGUGCCUAAAGGUUGAUUUUGUUUUUAAGUUUCAUAAUUUUCCAUUGAACGAUCCAUUAAAUAAGAAAAAUGAACAGAAUAGUUUUAAACCGUUGUCGGUGUUUAAAAAAAUCUACCUUACUAUGGGAGACCCGACAGUAUCAAAACUUUCCGUAUAUCACUCAUUCAAGGUCAUUAUCCUAUUACACAACCCAACCCGUUGGGUUGCAGCAUGAUGUAAGUCAGAAACCUUUAAACGGAAAAGUAUUCUGUCCUGUUUAUGUCAGGACAAUAUCAACAAGUAAAUAUUGUUAUGAAAAAGAACCACUAAAACCAUCCUCGAAAGUUGAAGCAACAGUGGUGACAAUAAAGAAAGAAAUUGAAGAAAAGGAAAAACUUCCAAAGAAGGUGGAAAAAAAGAAAAGCAUUAAAGAGAGAAUUAUGGAUGAAUUGAGGCAUUAUUACCAUGGUUUCAGGCUACUUUUCAUUGAAGUAAGAAUAUCAACAUCAUUGUUAUUCAAAAUAUUGAAAGGUCAAUCUCUAACACGAAGGGAGCACAGAUUGUUAGUUACGACAAUAGGUGACUUGUUCAGGAUGGUUCCAUUUAUUGUUUUUAUUCUGGUUCCAUUUUUAGAAUUUGCCUUACCUUUUGUCAUAAAAUUUUUUCCCGGUAUGUUACCAUCAACAUUUGAAAGUAAAAGUCAAAAAGAGGCAGUAUUAAAACAACACUUAAAAGUGAAGUUGGAAAUGGCCAAAUUCUUCCAAGAGACCUUAGAUCAAAUGGCCCCACAAGCAAAAAAUAGGCAUUCAGAGCUAGCCAAAGAGUUUUCAGUUUUCUUCAAUAAAAUCAGAACUUCAGGAGACGUGGCAACAAGUGAAGAAAUAAUGAAAUUUUCAAAACUUUUUGAGGAUGAAAUCACACUGGAUUCUCUUCAGAGACCGCAUUUAGUUGCAUUGUGUAAAGUUUUAAAUGUAUCUACUAUUGGAAUGAGUGCUUUGUUACGGUUUAACUUGAAAAUGAAACUAAGGUCGUUGGCUGCUGAUGACAAGAUGAUUGCUAAAGAAGGUGUGGAUAGUUUAAAUUUCAGUGAGUUGCAGCAAGCUUGUAGAGCUAGAGGCAUGAGAGCAUAUGGUGUAUCAGAAGAGAGGUUACGGAAAGAGUUAAAGAACUGGCUAGACUUGUCGUUAAAUGAAAAGGUUCCACCCUCCUUACUACUAUUGUCAAGAGCCUUGAUGGUACCAGAACAUGUGCCAACGACAUAUAAAUUGAAAGCAACAAUAUCUGCGUUGCCAGAACAAGUUGCUACACAAACAAAGGCUGCAAUUGGUGAAAAAGAAGGCAGACUUGACUUCAAGACUAAAGCAGAAGCGAUUAGAUUGGAAGAGGAGAGGAUUAAAGAAGAGAAUAAAGAGAUGCAAGAGGCAGAGAAAGAAAAAGAGAUGCUCGAGGCAAAGAAGAGAGAGAAAGAAGAACUCAAGGACAAAGCUCCGAUCCUGGAUGAAGAGAGUACUCCAGUCUUGGUCGAUCCUGCCCCAGUUAUAGCCGUCGACCCUCCCAAACCUAAGUCAGAUGAAGGCUUAUCGUCCACAGAUGUUGAAGUGAUUGAGGAUGCUUUAGAAAAAUUAGCUGAACAAAAGAAAUCACUGCUUCUUGAAAAGGAAAGUAUUCAAGAGCUUAAAGCAGAACUUCUCGAUUACAGUGAAGAUGUAGAAGAAAUGCAUGAGAUUGUGAAGAGCAAACAGGCUGAUAUUAAAUUGACUAAGGGAGCUAGAAGAUUAUAUCGAGCCGUAAAUAACAUGAUCAGCAAAUUAGACUCAGCGCUUCUCGAACUGGAAAAUAAAGAGAAAGCUUUACUAACGACAAUCGAACAGACAAAAUCGGAGCCUGAAAAAGCGAAAGAGCAUUUGAUCCAAAUCGACGAACUAAUGCAUUCCAUUAAGAGUCUACAAAAAGUUCCGGAUGAGGCGAAGUUAAAACUAAUUCAGGAUGUACUCGGCAGGUUGGAUGAUGAUUUUGAUGGACAGCUGAAGAUUGAUGAUGUCUUGAAGAUGCUAGAAAUAAUAGGUAACGAAAACGUGAAUCUAUCAGAGAAGCAAAUGGCUGAGCUGGUGGAGUUGCUAGACAAGGAAGAGAUCUUAGAAGUCGAGAGUAAAAUACAAAAGGCUCUGGAAAAAGCAGCCAAGGAACAGGCUAAGACUAGCGAAUCUGAUGGAAAGGGUCUAUACGAUCUGAUCCGAGAAGCUCAGAAACGGAGAGAAAUGAAGAAAGCAGAAGAAAAGAUUGGAGAGAAACCUAAUAUGCCCAAGAGUGAAGAUAUAGUCACGAAGCAAGACAGCACUAAACGACCAGAGAGGCACUAA